Molecule: messenger RNA, 1994 nt
Organism: Fusarium redolens
Lineage: Eukaryota; Fungi; Ascomycota; Sordariomycetes; Hypocreales; Nectriaceae
Exons: 2
Coding region: 108-1943 (611 amino acids)
Source: RefSeq, a predicted model, not a curated record
GCUAAUUUAAUUGAAACUAUGUAUCUAUAAGAGGGCUUGCAUCUGCAGCGCGGUGAAUUUGGGGUUCUCCGCACUCCGUCCGUCAGCGACAGUCCACCUGAAGCAUCAUGAAGUCCUCCAACCAUCAUGGCCACAGGCCAGAACCUCAUCAUACAUACCAGCCAACGGUGCCGACCCCUACCACCCGAAUCCGUGGGGUCGCUAGAGACAUUUGGUUGGCGUGUAUGAUAUCGUCUAUCCCUCUCAUUGCCUUCUCUGCUCUACUUCUCGGUCUCGUCUUUCACUACCAAGUCAUUCCCAAGAGCCCUAUCUCUUCGAGCUUCCAAUCUGCAGCGUCAGCAGAUUCCAGCGUCAUUUAUGUCGACUUCCCUGCUACCACUCUAAUCAUUGUCGCAUCGUGGUCUAGCACUAUGGCGCCGCUCAUCCUGCCUUUUCUCCUGACCCUGGUCUCAUUUCCCGUGUCUAGAACAUUGAUUCAAGCGAGUCAGAACGGCGAUCGAACCAGACAGCCAACUCCGCGACAAUAUGCUCUUAUUCUUCGCACCAUGAGCAACGCUUCGCUAAGCGCUCUAUGGAGUUGUGUUACCUAUGUGUUUACCUCGAAAAGGAAGAGGGCACCAAUGACGCAGCCCUUGACAUUCAUGACAUGGAUGCUAGCCUUAGCUUCGCUUCUGAGCAUGUUGGUCUUUGCCACGGAUACAUGGUUGCAUUUCGUGACCAAGACAGUUCUUCUCACCCAAUUCUCACCAACAACCUUCGAUAGCGCCAGCUUCAUGUUCAACGAAAACUGCACAAACAUCAACACUACCUUCGAAGGCGGCUGUACGCUCAAUAGUGCGGCAGCAAAUACCUUUUUGAUCAAUAGCGAACCUUCACUGGAACUUCUCGCCAACGUCUCUAGUACAAAUAUGGUGCAGCAAGUCGCCGACUCCACUGGCAAAAGCUACGCCUUUAUCGGCCUGCGACCAACUAAUCAAAAUGCCAAUUUGGACUAUACAGCUACAUCUUUCGGAGCAUCGUCUCAGUGUCAGGUUGUCACAAAUCAUUGCAUAAGUGAAGACGGCAUUAGCGGUCCGCAGGCAAGCUAUAAAUGCGACUUUGGCCCGGUACAGGGAGUUAUACCAACCACUCAGGUGGAUGCAAUGGUCCUCACUUAUUUCACCGACUCAUCAAUGAAGAAGAACUCUUCUUCCCUCGUAUCGUUGCCGAACCCAUAUUACUUUACUGCUGUGGUCAGCGUCAACCAGAACUUGGGCCGCAACCCUAAAAGGGGCCUGAUUGAUGAUCCUGAUAUAGCCAGCGGCCUCCAUGGGUCGACUCUUUUCGCAUUGCUUUGCAGUACCAAGGUCCUUGAUUGGAAGUAUACUUCGAUAAAUGGCUCCGUUAAAUCCUUCUCAUACUCUCCGAGCAACUCGUCCACUACCAACAUUGUGAUGGGGACUCAAGGAUAUACGCAUGUCGGCGAUUCAUAUAUCCUCCAACAAACUAGUCUGGAUGUAUGGCAAAGCGACACAGCCAAAGAGGUAGCUGAAAAGUUCGCCGAAACAUAUAGUCGAACCGUCCUGGGUGCAAUUGGAGGAGCUUUACUCUCCGCACCAGCUGAAGAGGCCCAGUCGCGGUCCUCGAAGCUCGUAGCAAAGGUUCCCAAAGGUCCUCUGGCAUGUCUCCUCGUUGCGAACUUGCUUCUUGUUAUACUUGGACUGUUCCUUACCAUUCGAGCAUUCUUCGCAUUGAGUGGCGAUGUUGGGGACGUGCAAGCAAGACUCGGCAUUACUGCACUUGUUGCAGCGCAUUUUGAGGCAGAUAAAGGUGAGACUGCGGUGGAAAAGGUAGAUCAUAUGUUCCAGGAGAGAAAUGGAGGUGACGGGCCGCGCGUAGGUGUAGAAAGGAGUGCUUUGGGUGGAUGGAAGUUUGCCAGUUAUCGGAGUGUAUACCAGAUCUGAGUCGACCAAUGGCAGCGCGUUCAAAUUCAAGUAAAAACUAUAUAUAAGACU